GGCAGACACUAAAAAAUAAAGACCAAUUUAUUGCGCGCCUUCACUCCAACAACUUCGAAUGCCUCGUUACAUCGACUCGGUGAUUAUUAUAUUUAUCAUUCGUUUAUCGGUGAAAUGAGAUACAUUGUGGCACUUGACGUGGGAACCACAACCCUUCGAGCUCAUGUUUUCGAUGAGAAUGCUGUCACUGUUGGAACUUUUGUACAGAAGGUCGAGUUGAUUUAUCCGAAACCUGCUUUCGUGGAGAUCGAUCCUGAUCAACUUUGGAGUGCAAUUCUUCGGGUGUUAAAAGGGGCUGUUGAUGCAAGUGGAAUCAGCGCAAAAUGUAUCGCUUGCCUCGGAAUUUCUACACAACGCGGCAGUUUGAUAUCAUGGAAUUUAGAAACUGGAAGGCAUUACCACAGAUUCAUAACGUGGAAGGACUUGCGAGCAGACUCGAUGGUACGGGAGUGGAAUUCAUCAUUGACGAUGAAAUCUCUCCGAAUGGGAUCACAUAUACUUUACACACUGACCCGCAAGAAACGGUUUCUUGCUGGAAGUGUACUGAAGCUUAUGAACACGCAGAUGACUUUGCGCUUAGCUUGGGCACUCAAUCACAUUCCUGGAUUGAAAAAAGCGGCUAUGAAUGGAAAGGCAGUGUUUGGGGGUGUGGAUUGCUGGCUUUUGUACAAACUCACUGGAAAGCACAUCACUGAUGUCUCGAGUGCAUCCGCAUCAGGACUUUUUGAUCCUUUCACGAUGUGUUGGUCAGGUUGGGCCCAGAGUCUCUUCGAAAUUCCAGCGUCGAUGUUCCCCCGAAUCGUUGAUAAUGCGGGGGAUUUUGGCGAAACUCCCAGCGAAAUUUUUGGUGUACCAGUUCCCAUCAUCUGUUGCAUGGCUGAUCAGGCAGCAUCUCUAUUUGGCUCUGGCUGCUUUCACCCAGGGGACCUGAAGGUCACCAUGGGUACAGGAACUUUUCUAGACGUGAAUACGGGAUGUCAAACGCAUGCAUCGGUCGCAGGAUUAUAUCCCUUGGUUGCCUGGAAAAUAGACCAGGAAUUGGUUUACGCAGCUGAGGGUGCGUCAAAUGACACAGGAACUCUCAUUGAGUGGCUCAAAACAAUAGGUAUUAUAAAACAGCCAGAAGAAUUAUCGGAUCUGGUGCAUUCCGUAGAAAAUUCUGAUGGCGUUUAUUUCAUUCCAGCCUUCAGUGGCUUACAAGCACCAAUUAAUGAUCAGUCAGCAGCAACAGGAUUUUUAGGCGUCAAACCAACGUCUGGAAAAGCACAUAUGGCUCGAGCCGUUCUGGAAAGCAUUGUAUUUCGAAUUUUGUUGUUGUACGAGUCACUCUGUACGGAAACACGCCGAAGUUAUAGUUGCAUUAGUGUAGAUGGAGGUGUUUCCCAGAAUGACUUUGUACUGCAGUUACUCGCUGAUUUGACUGGAUUGCGAGUCGAAAGACCGUCCACCACAGAAAUAUCAAUUCUAGGAGUCACGUUUCUUGCUGGACUUCAAUGUGGUAUUUGGAAGAGUAAAGAGGAGAUCAGAGAACUUCGAAAAGUCCAGACAGUCUUUGAACCAAACAAAUCGAGGGGAAUCUUGUAUCAGUCGACAAUAAACCAGUGGAAAAGGGCGAUCGACAGAUUCCGCAAUUGGUAUUGAUAGAAACGCCCAUCGAGUACAGUUUAAUCC
This is a messenger RNA of Fopius arisanus, 1671 nucleotides long. Its product is annotated as putative glycerol kinase 5. Gene Ontology annotation, cellular component: mitochondrion. The transcript has 12 exons. The record is from RefSeq and is a predicted model, not a curated record. NCBI's taxonomy places the organism in Eukaryota, Metazoa, Arthropoda, Insecta, Hymenoptera, Braconidae. The coding region runs from base 115 to 1641 and encodes 508 amino acids. Gene Ontology annotation, molecular function: kinase activity. Gene Ontology annotation, biological process: triglyceride metabolic process; phosphorylation; glycerol-3-phosphate biosynthetic process.